GCGCGAUGGAGCCGGCUGAGGGCUGGGACCCCUACGGGCGGCCGGCCCGGCGCACGCAGUGGCUGGUGAGCGCCCUCGCCUACCACUACGGGCUGGACCGCGGCGUGGAGAACGAGAUCGUGGUGCUGGCCACCGGGCUGGACCAGUACCUGCAGGAGAUCUUCCACCACCUGGACUGCGCCGGGGCCGGCCGCAUCCCCGGCGAGGAUUUCCGCACGCUGUGCCAGGUGCUGGGGCUGGAGGAGGCGGCGGAGCCCGAGGAGUGCGCGGGGCUGUGGGACGGGCUGGCGGCCGGGCUCACCUUCCGCCAGUUCCACGCGCGGCUCUGCGGGCUCUUCAGCACCCGGGCGGGCGGGUCCGAGCCGCGCCUGCCGCUGGGCCGGGACAGCGAGCACAUCGAGACCCAGAUCCGGCUGCGCAGCCCCCGCCGCCGCCGCCGCGGGCACCCCCCGGCCGGGCGGGCGGGCCCGGAGCGGCGGCCGGCGGGGCCCUGCUCCCCGGAGUGCUACGAGGAGAUCGUGGCGCUGGAGCAGGCCGAGGACCGCAUCGCCAAGCUGGAGGAGGAGAACGGCAGCCUGCGGGAGCUGGUGGAGGACAUGCGGGCCGCCCUGCAGAGCAGCGAUGCGCGCUGCCUGGCGCUGCAGGUGGGACUGCGGAAGAGCCAUGCGAACCACAGGGAAGAGGGGACCUGUUCCAUAGGGAGUAAGAGACCAUUACCACAGAACCACUCCCAGAGCAAGUGCCUCCAAAGUGUCCUGAAGGAAAUGGAGCUCAUCCGGAGCUCCAGGGAUGGGCAAAUCGAAGAAGCGAUCAGGUUCAACCAGGAGCUGGAAAGGGAGCUAAAGAGCUCUCAGGAAGCCCUGGUCAGUCUGGAGGACUGCAACCGUAACCUGAAGAGGGAACAGGCAGAGAUGAGGAGGAAGGUGGAAGAGGCAAGACACGCCGUCCUGAACAGCCUUGGCAAAGUGAGGGAGCUGGAGGUGAAAGCCAACGAGGUGCCACGUCUGCAAACACACAUCCAGCAGCUGGAAUCGGAACUGCAGCACUACAGGUCGGGGGUGGAGAGGAGCCGCCCGGAGCAGCAGGAGGGUGCAGGGCCCCGCGGUCCCUCCGUGGGGCGGCAGAGCCGCGGAUCCCCCGCCGGAGGAGCCGGGACUGCUGAGCACGAGGAUCAGCUGUUCCGCUCCGUGGAGGGCCAGGCUGCCUCUGACGAGGAGGAGGAGAAGUGGGCAGGGGACCAGGCCCCCCAGCCGGGCCACAGGAAGAAAACACUGGCCAAGCUCCCUUGCUGCAGCAGUGGGUGUGAUGAGAAGACCUGGAAAAAACUGAUGUCUUACUUGGAGAGCAGCAGCACUGCUGGCUGUGAGACUGAGACAGCCCCUGCAGAGCCCCCCGAGAGGCUCCCACAGCUCCCGGGGCAGCUGGAGCUCAGGGGCCAUGGAGGGGAAAAACUGGAACCAGACAUGGAAGAGGUGACAGGGCCACUGCUGGGGGAGCUGCAGCAGAAGGUGGAGGAGGCCGAGCUGCUGAAGAUGGAGCUGCAGAUGCUGGAGACGGAGAGAGUGAGGCUGUCACUGGUGGAAGAAAAGCUCAUGGAUGUUUUACAGCUUCUUCAACAGCUCCGAGACUUGAACAUCUCCAAGAGAGCCCUGGGGAAAAUGUUGCUGAGCACUUUGGAAUCCUGCCGUGCCCCCCAACCUGGCAAAGCCCACCUAUUUGAAGUCCUGGAUACCCUUCAGCAGGAGCUGGCAGCCUGUGAACUCCUGCACCAGGAGCCUGUGGAGCAGGGGCAGAGCCCCCAGUCCCUGUCCAACGCCCUGGUGAUCUCGUGCUGAGCCGCAGCACCAGCGACACUGCCCGGCCCAGCACCCCCUGGGCAUCACACAGAGGGGGGACACUGGCCAGCUCAGCCACCCCACACUGCCCAAGGGCACCUGAGGGAUCCAGCCCUGCCGUCCAAGCUGUGCUGCCCUGGGAAGGGCAGCAGUUCCUUGGCUGAUUCCCAGCUCUGUCUUGGUGAGGGUUCAGUGCCUGUCUCCGUGAAACCUCCCCAUCCCUGGAGGUGGCUCUGGGACUGUCCUGGGUCACCAAAUAAAACUGUUCCAGACACACUCACCUGACCACUGAGACUUCCAGCCCUGUGAGCUGGGCACAGUUUUUAGCUUCCGUGAACCUGUGUUAUCCCUGGCAAGGAAACAGCUUCCUGAACGUCCAAGUGACAGUGACUGUGUUACAAACACACACAGCAGUGGGUGCCAGUAGCGCAAGUUUUAAGGGCUUUGUAUUUCUGAUUCAAUUAUUCACCUUAUUUAACUCUGAAGUCAGAUUUGUUAUUGCUCUGCUGAAUUUUAUAUUUGCAAUUGCAGAGAUGCCUUAGAAAUCUGCAACAGUCUCUCCUGACAAUAGUCAGACUUUACAUAAAAAGUCAAAUUUAACUGCUUGAAAAACAUCCAAAGCAAUCUUGUUCCCAGGAUCUCAGGGAAAGGAAGGGUUGGAAAAUUCCCUGUGCAACAGCUGUUGUUGUCGUGUUGGCAAAGACACGUGCAGGGCACAACUUGGUUCUCAAGUGUAGUUUCUCUCAGUGCAACUGAACAGACACAAAGCCAGACCCCACGUGCAGGAAAAUUAGUGUCAAAAGCUGGGCCUAAUCACAGUGCCACACAACGUUUUAACCAGCAAUAAAAUAAUUCCUGGGGACAAAAGCACAAAAAUAGGUUGAUUCCAAGAUGCUUUUGCUGUUUCAUUCAGCUGUCAAACAUGGAAAUUAAAGCAGCAGAAUUCCUAAAUGAUCCUACUGAAUUUGUGUUAUUAAAGGAUACACUGUAGAUCAUUUAAGAAUGUGGAAUGAUUUGCCUGAGAGAAUGCCAGCCAGGAAAUAAGACCAUUCAACUGUGCCUGUAUGAUUUUCUCCCAUGAAAAUGGUUUUAUACAGGAAUAAGGUCCACAAUGCAGUCUGGGGAAUAAGAAGAUUUCUAUUCUUUCUCUUCAGAAUACACUGUGUAGCUCACACACAACUCCAUUAAAAAUUGUGAUACAUCAGAGCCCUGUUGGUAACCAAAAUUUGCAUUAUUUUCAUUUUACAGGACAAAAAAAAGGUGUUUUGCAAACAAUGAAACAAACUCUAUUCAGUGGGGUUUUACCUGGUUGGGUGCUUGUGGUUUGGGUUUUUUGUAGUUUAACAGAGGAAGAAUUUAAGAAUUGAUGUAUAUUGUUAUAUUUUUCAUAAAGAUAAAUUAGAGAGGACAUACAUACAUAGAACAAUAUUCACCCUGUAAGAAACUGUCUACUAAUACUAAAUAUAUUACUAACAUAAUACCAGAGCAUCAUAUACUAUUACUUAGUAUAUACUAAAGAAUAUGCUCAUAUUAUACACUACAAAACCCACCCCCUGAAUGUGCAGCAGAUAACAACUGAGAUGAGCAGAAGUUAACUCCCUGCUUGGGUUCAUUUUCUAAAAAACCAGAAGUGUCAGCUUAUGUUUUGUGCAGGUCUCAGGCUUUCCCAGGAAUAUUGUAUGAGUCCAAAGAGAGAAAAUGCCAGGAUCUGUGUGCACAGAUGAGACACCUCAGGAGCAGGAUUGUGGUGGCUGUGGAUACCCCUGUGCUGCAGGAUACUUCCACCCUGGAAUUUGCAGUAUUUCCUGGAUCCACUCUCCACACAUGUGCAUUUGUGUGAUAUACACUUAUGCACACCUUGAGGUUGCUGUGCUCACUGUACACUUUUAGCACACUUUUUAGCAUCUUUUUCACCACUGAGUUCCCACUUCACUUUCUAAAGCAUUUCUAUAAACCCAGACAAUUAAAUAAACUAAUGUCCUGAUGCCAAACUGAGGGAGCAGCAAGAUGGGCUGAGUUAGUGCUGCCCAGCUUAUCCAAGCACCCAAACUGGAACUGGAAACCAGAACACGUCACUGCAAACCUGAGCUGGUGUUGAGGGAGAUGCAGUUGAGAUAAAAGGAAGCUUUUGUGAAUAAAUAAACAGCAUUUCACUGACGCAAGAAGCAGCAAAAUCCUGUCUUGCUAAGUUAGCUUCAAAUCCUGUAACACUGUUAUUUCUUUAAGAAAUGCCUGUGCCAGAAUAAUUUGUGAUACAUCAGCAUAAGCCGAUUAACUUUUCAGUGAUAAAAGCUGAUUAUUUUAACUCCAAAAAGUAAUUCAUAUGGACCAAAUCAGACUUGCACUUCUUCAGGAUGGAUCAAGAAACAGCCCUCAGCCAAAUUCUUGCUGUAAGUCAGAAGCAAUGCAAAGCACUUGAAAGACCUUACAAUUGGUUUUUUUCUUGUAUCUCUCACCUUCGUGUUUUACCCUGAGCCUGUCAGUAGUGUUGCUGAGGCUGCUAAAUAUUUCAUACAACUCUCUAUAAAUAUGUGAUUUGAAAUCAGUGGGACUGAGAAAUUUCUAGCCCUACCUCAAAAGCAGGUGGGCUUCCACAGGGUGAUGUGCUGUGUGUACAGGGAACAUCUACCCAGUUUGAACGGAUUUGCUAAAAAAAAAACCCUAUAUGGCAAAACCUGAAAAGAUAAAGCACAAUCACAAGCCUUCCUUUUAAAAAUUACAAGCACAAAUGCAGUGUUUGAAAUUUCUGCAAACACUUUGGUUUAUUGUGUGUUUACCAAAUGGUAACAAACGGCCACUUUCUUGCAUCUUGGCUUCUCAGUAAGGAAAAAACCAUCCCAAGGAGAGUGCACGUGCUGUAAACCUGCUUUCCAGCUGCAGCUUCGAAGGGUUCCUCAGGGUUUGCCUCUGGAAGGGUCCUGUACUGCUUUUGCAGUUAAAAAGCCAAGGGACAUCUGUAAAAGGGCAAAAGCAACCUAAUUAUGUUGGCUUUGAGCCUCUCUGGCUGAACUCUGGUGUGAUACCACGGCUGAGAUUUUAUCCCUCCCCAUCGUGCUCAUUCCUCAUUUCAGUAGAUUUUUCUCCUCAAGAAAAAUUCCAACUUACAGAAAGGACAGUUUGCUUCACCCCAGUUGUGUCUGCUGGAGAUUCCAUAAGGGAAUUUACCCCAGCAAAAAAGUUAUUCCUCAUCACCUCUUCUAUAUGUCCUGUCCUGCAGAGCAAUAAAUCCCUCAGACUCCCCAGUUUUGAAAGGCUGGUGUCCAGUCCUCCCCUAGAUGAGCUGCCUGGGGUAUUGUCAGCACCUUCACUCCUCCAGGUCUCAGGGGAUGUGACUGCUCACACGUCCCCUAAACCUGGCAGUCUAUUCUCAGAGAAUUUACAUUUCCUUACCCUUAACAGUUCAGCUCUAGGUCCCCACAAAUUGGGGUCAAAUUUGCUUUCCUAGCAGUCACCAUCUUCAUUUAUUAGUUUUCUAUUAAAACUGCACACUGGCCCUAAAAGGAAGCUGGGACAUUUCCUCCACUAUCUUCACUAUGUUUCCACAAAAACUCUCUGAUGUGACUUCACUCUCCAUCUCCCUCCCCUCCCAAUGCCCUCCUCACUUCCCCUUUGGCUGUUAUUCCCACUGGGAUAACCUCAGGCUCUGCACACCUUUUACGUUUUUCAAGAGGAGUUUCCUCUUCCCAUUAUUUUUUACCUUAUAUGAGCUAUUAACUAUUAUUACAUUGAAGCCCACCUGUUCUGUAAAGUUAUUCAAUAAUUACCUCAUUUAUUUCCUUUGGGGCUCUCUGGAGUGUUUGGCAGUGACCACUCAGCACAGAUUAAAUGGAAAUAAAUGGGACAGUCACUGAAUAACUUCAUAUGUCAGGAGUCCCACUGCAGUGAUGGAAGGCAGUUUGGGUUAAGAAGAAGGGAACACUUUUAAACAGUGCUGCAUAAGAUGGAAUUGCUUGGUAUGAGUGAGUGACAAUAAACUUUCCCAGCAUGUGUGUGACACUUUGCAUUACCAGCCUAAGGGUCUCUCUCAGAUUUAUAAUUUCAUGGAGUUUAAGGCACUGAAUGAAUCCUUUAGUAUUUACAUUAUCUUAUUUUCUUAAGAAUUUUAUGUAUAACUCCACAAACUAUAAAACCUAUAGAGUGUGUUUCUUAGUCUGAAAUUCAAUUUAAAACAUCCUUAUUUCCUUAAUUACACUUUACUUUCAAGAUACCAGGAUUUGCAGAGUUCCUGUUUGGUUUCUAUUCUACUUUUCUGUCUGUUCUUUUUGCCUCAGGAUGCCAAAACAGCUCAACUUUAUUUUGUCCCCUUGACUUUUUCAAAUUACCAUUUUUCCUUGGGGUUGAAAGCAUCAGACACCACAGCUGGACUGAGGACCUCAGCUCGAACCUCCUUGUUCUACACAGCUCACUCACUUCUUCACUGAGAAACAAACUUCCCUAAGUGAGACUCACUUCUUAAAUGGCAUUUUUUCCUAAAAUGCUUGUAUUUUUCUAAACUGUAGCUAUUUCAGACCCUGUCUGAAGAACUGCCUGCUCCUAGACUUAAUCCCCCAUCUAUUUUCAGACUGUGUUACAGUAGAACAAAUGAAGAGAAUGAAAAGCCUCAGAGGAAAUUCUAGAAUUCCUGG
This is a messenger RNA of Neopelma chrysocephalum (saffron-crested tyrant-manakin), 6460 nucleotides long. It is a transcript of the gene EFCC1, whose product is annotated as EF-hand and coiled-coil domain containing 1. The transcript is spliced from 8 exons. NCBI's taxonomy places the organism in Eukaryota, Metazoa, Chordata, Aves, Passeriformes, Pipridae. Gene Ontology annotation, molecular function: calcium ion binding. Bases 6 to 1835 code for a protein of 609 amino acids. The record is from RefSeq and is a predicted model, not a curated record.